AUGGAAUAUAAUUCUAAUUAUUUUUUCAAUUCUACUAUUAAAGAGCAAAGAGAAUUUUGGAAUAGAAAUUUUCAUAUUUUAUUGAAGAAUCAUGAAAAUUUUGAGAUACAAAAUGAUAAUUGUACUAGUUUUUAUAAGAGAAGCAAGAUUCUUAAAAAAUGGAUACCUCGAUUUUAUUCUGUAUAGGGCAAUUAUUUAUUGUAUGGUGAUAGGGUACAUUUAUACCAUUAUCAAGAAUCUCAAAGGUUUUAGAAAGCUAGAUUGUGUAUACUUGAUGUCUAGUAUAGAAGGAGGCCCCUAUAAAUAUAAAUUGGAGUUGACUUACAGUGGUUUUACUUUAGAAUUGUACACUGAUCAAAAGAAGGAUUAUGACAGUUUUAAGGGAACUCUCUAAUCACAUUGCAUUUUAACUGAUUUUCAUACUUAAUAUACGUUAUUAAGAUAGAUAGGAUUUGGAUCUAGUGCUCAAGUAUAAUAUACCAAUUUUCGUAUAGGUCUACAUAGCCAGAAGUAAUUACGAUUUGCAACUCUAUGCCAUCAAAAGAGUUCAAAAAAAUUAUACAGUCAAAUAAAAAAAAUUUGAAUAAGAAUAAGCAUUGCGAAACGAAAUUUAAAUAAUGAAGGAACUUAAUCAUCCAAAUAUCAUUUCAUUCUAUUCAGUGUUUGAAACUAAUAGUACUUAUAAAUUCUAUGUUUAAAGAACAUAUAAAUUUUGUUUUAGAAUUAAUUCAAGGGGGAGAAUUACUUAAGUAGGGAUAAUACAAAAGCAUUAGAGACGCAAGAAUUGUUGCUAAGCAACUAGCUUUAUGUUUGGAUUACAUGCAUUAGAAAGGUAUAAUGCAUAGAGAUUUGAAACCAUAAAACAUUUUAUGCAAAUCUAAUUCCCUUGACAUAUUGAUUGCUGAUUUUGGUUUGGCCACUUACAUCAAGGAUUAAAAGCAAUAGUAUUAUCGUUGUGGAACCACUGGAUAUGUAGCUCCAGAAGUCCUAAUGUAUAAAGAGGGUUCUAAGAUGUACAAUGAAAAAUGCGAUAUCUUUAGUCUUGGAGUCAUAUUCUAUCAAUUGUAUCUAUUUAAAAAAUAAAAGGAUUUUCAAUGUUCACCCCUUCAAAGACAGCACCAAAGCAGGGAUGUUGAAAAAGAAUUUAGUCGCUGACUAUAAGUUGGAUGAUCAAACAAGAGCACCUUAGAGUUGUAAGGAUCUUAUUGCUUCUAUGUUGAGAGUGAAUCCAAAGUAAAGACCUUCAGCUUCUUAAAUUUUAAGACAUGAUUUCUUUAAUGAAGCAUUAAAUGAGUUGUCUUAUCCAAGUUUGAUUGGCUCUUUUCAAGAGUAUAUAAAUUUAUUAUUAUACUUAGUAUAAGUGAUCAGAAGAAAUCAGGUCAAUCCUUUAAUUCUCAAGUAGGGGAAUUAAAAUUAUCAACAUUUCAAAAGAAUGGUCAAGUGUCUAUUUUUGAAAAAAUGCCAUUAAAUAUUAAAUCGGCAAAUCAGAGUUUGGAAUUUAAAGAACUCUCUCCUCUUUGGAAUAAAAGGAUUACUUUAUAAUAACCAUUAACCUAACCAAGAUCUAAAGCUCAAUCGAUGUAGACGAAUAGAAACUUCGAUAUUAGAAGCUAAAAAGUAUCCAUAUUUCAAUAACAUUCUAAAAAUUCAGAUAAUGAUAUUGAAUAUCAUUAAGUCCCUUAUUAAACCAUAAGCAAUAGAUGUACUAUUAAAAAUAAAUGA
This is a messenger RNA of Paramecium octaurelia, 1722 nucleotides long. The record is from the annotation of a GenBank genome assembly. Lineage: Eukaryota; Ciliophora; Oligohymenophorea; Peniculida; Parameciidae.